AACUAUUGAGAGAUUAGUACGAUUUUAAUAACUGUUGUAAUCCUUUUAUUUUAGGUUCAUAACUUAGAGGAUUCAUCCGCAGUGUCAAAUGCCUCUUUACUGCGGUCGAUGCUUCAAAAACUGAGGAAGGAUGAACUUUCUGAUUUGAGUUCCCUGGGGGAGAGUCAGGCUGUGGAAAAUGCACUUAGUGGGGGUGAUAAUGAUCAGCAAGUAUCAAGCAGGAAUUUUAACGCUCAACUACCAGCUACUAAACAGGGGAAUCUCAGGUACUCUCCUAAUUUCAUUCCCAAAUGGGAACGCAGACAGUUGUUUCUCCUUCCACAUACUCUGGAUACUGUGGAAGGCCCCAAGCAGGACAGUGAAGAUCAAGAACUCCCACCUGGCAAGAGUGAUGAGCAGCCGCAUGGUAAGAAGACCAAGCCAAGCUUUGAAACAUCUGUUACUGUAUCAGAGAGACAAGAAAGGACAUCUACCCUUGAAAUUCAGGAGAGCAUGUCACUUCAUGAGGAUUCAUCACACAAUGAAGACAUGUGCCACACUCAGAUUUCUAACAUAUCAUUGGAAACAAAGGAAAGUUCAGGAACUGAUGAGUCCGUCUUGGGAAAUAUCCAUUUACAGGAAAUAAGGAAAGAGUUCAUUCCAGUUUCAGGAGAGAACAUAGAAAGUGAAGCAUAUGAAGAUGUUCUACCACUGUCCAGCAUGGCUGAAUCUCUCAGUCAGAGCUCUGAUGAGAUGGUGCUUGACCCAUGUGCUUCAGUGCAGACUCACAAUACAACAUCAGGUUACAGGGUAAGGAAAGUACAGCGGUCUUUGGAUACCUCAGUCCAGACAAAACAUGGCUUGGUAAAAUCAUGUUCUAAGAGUGGUGAACAGCCACUUAAGUAUCUUAUAAAUUACAAUAAGAUCAUAGUUCCUGGAGUGUACAGCGAGGACGUGCACAGGAGAUGUAGUGCCGAUGUUACAGCCCAGGACACUUCAUUAAAAAGGGGUUCAACAGGAUCAGCAGGGUCAAACACCUCUCUGGGGAAGGAGUCAGACAGGUGGAAGAACACUGAUGACAGGCAGAGAAAUAUCACUGGGAAACUGAAGGAGAGGUGGAGAGAGAAGCGUGAGAGCAAUCGGGGGAGUGGAAGUAGCCAAGAAAAGGAGCCUCUUUGUUUGGAACCAGAACCUCAGUCUGUGGAAGAGGCCAUGAUCAGUCUGACCUCCUUCGAUGAGGAGCAAGGGCCCAGUGAGAAUAAAACAUGUUUACAGAGGUGAGAAACAUCUGUAAGAGCACCACCAUGACUCACUAAUAUACCCUACAGGCCACCAGCUGU
Clupea harengus (Atlantic herring) is the source of this 1319-nucleotide messenger RNA. RefSeq lists its product as uncharacterized. The record is from RefSeq and is a predicted model, not a curated record. Lineage: Eukaryota; Metazoa; Chordata; Actinopteri; Clupeiformes; Clupeidae. The coding region runs from base 109 to 1260 and encodes 383 amino acids. The transcript is spliced from 2 exons.